This is a messenger RNA of Hyposmocoma kahamanoa, 861 nucleotides long. RefSeq lists its product as uncharacterized. The record is from RefSeq and is a predicted model, not a curated record. Bases 1 to 861 code for a protein of 286 amino acids. Lineage: Eukaryota; Metazoa; Arthropoda; Insecta; Lepidoptera; Cosmopterigidae. The transcript has a single exon. Gene Ontology annotation, molecular function: nucleic acid binding.
AUGGGCUGGGCUGACGGUUCUACAGCAGGUCUGAAAAAGCCUAUCUCAAAAGGCCAACGUGUCGUUAUCGUUCAUGCCGGUUCAGAGGCUGGAUUUGUGCCAAAUGCAUUAUUAACUUUCAAGUCGGGCACAAAAUCAGGAGAUUAUCAUGACGACAUGAAUUUUGAAAAUUACCAGAAAUGGAUUCGAACUCUAUUGGUACCCAAUCUCCCACCGAACUCCGUUGUUGUGGUAGACAACGCCCCAUACCACAAUAAAGAAUAUGAUAUGGCUCCCACAUCUAAUUCCCGAAAAUCCGACAUGCAAGAGUGGCUUACCAAAAAUGGAAUCAGCUUUGAUUCCAAUAUGUUGAAACCUCAAUUGUACGAUAUAAUAAAAAAUAACAAACCUCGUUUAAAGAAAUACUCCGUUGACAAAAUUUUGAUGGAAAAUGGUCACGAUGUUCUCCGUCUUCCACCGUACCACCCGGAUUUAAAUCCCAUAGAAAUGGCUUGGGCCUCUAUAAAGGGUUACGCGAGUAGUAAAAACGUAAAGUGGAAUAUUAGCUGCGUUAUAGAUUUAAUUAAAGAAAAAGUGAAUCUGAUGGGACCAGAGGAAUGGAAAAAACUAUGUGACAAAGUAAAAUCUAUAGAAGAAAGCUAUAUAAAAAGUGACCACAUCGUGGAUGUUCUUACGGAGGAAUUAAUUAUACGUGUGGGAGAAUCUGACGAGAGCGAAGAUUCGACAGAUGUGGAUUUUCCCGAAUCAUCGGAAGAUGAAGACUUUAAUAUGGAACCCGGCCCCAGUUCCUCAAGUUCCACGAUUCCCUCAAGUUCCAUGAUAGAGGGAAUCAUGGAACUUGAGAAUAGCGAUAGCGACUAA